UCCAAUGGUUACACUAUAUAAACCAUGUAUAGUUUAUCAAGCUAUAUCAUUCCAAAUUCAUACAUCUCCUAAUCUUAUUGUAAAAAAACGAAAUACUCACAAAGUGUUUAAUCUAAUCAUAAUUAUGGCUUCAAUUUUGAAAAGAUCGGGGCAAUUUAGUCAGUUGUUUUCAGUAAUGGUAGUACUAGGAAUGUUGAGAUUGUCAAAUGGAUAUGCUACUAAUUUCAAACCAAGUAAAUGGAGCUAUGCUCAUGCAACUUUCUAUGGUGAUGAUAGUGCCUCUGAAACCAUGGGAGGAGCAUGUGGAUAUGGAAAUUUGUUCAACAAUGGGUAUGGAACGAAUACAGCUGCAUUGAGCACAGUAUUAUUCAACAAUGGAUAUGGUUGUGGUAGUUGUUAUCAAAUAAUGUGUAUCGGAUCAAAAUGGUGCAACAGUAUGGGUUAUGGCCACGGCCCGACUUCUAUUACCGUCACGGCUACAAAUCUAUGCCCUCCAAACUGGGCUCAAGAUAGCAAUGCUGGUGGUUGGUGCAACCCUCCUAGAGCCCACUUUGACCUCUCCAUGCCUGCAUUCAAGAAACUUGCCUUUUGGAAGGCUGGCAUUGUUCCUGUCCAAUACCGAAGGGUUCCAUGUGUGAAGAAGGGAGGCAUAAGAUUUAGCUUACAAGGAAACAAUUAUUGGUUGCUAACGACAGUAAUGAACGUUGGUGGCGCGGGUGACAUCGCCAAAAUGUGGGUGAAAGGAUCCAAAACGGGAUGGAUUAGCAUGAGCCACAAUUGGGGAGCUUCAUACCAAGCUUUUGCUCAAUUAGGAGGUCAAUGUCUUUCGUUCAAAAUCCAGUCUUACUCUACUCGUGAGACUAUUGUUGCCUACAAUGUUGUCCCACCUUAUUGGACUAUGGGCAUGACUUAUCAAGCUAAAGUCAACUUUAGAUGAUUCAAUAAUCAUCCUUGAUUUUCUGUAUGUAUUUUUAUUUUUAUUUUGGUCAAUGACUCAUCGCAUUUUUUGAUGCAAUGUCAUAUUCGACCUUUAGUAAGAUCUUAUGUUUAUCUUUGUAUAAUUUUGGUUUAGAACCUUUGUUUGGAAACUUGUAUCUUAAGUGUAGCUAAUUGUGAAAAUGAGUGGCUCCGAGAUACAAAAGUUAAUGCAAAA
Molecule: messenger RNA, 1153 nt
Organism: Chenopodium quinoa (quinoa)
Lineage: Eukaryota; Viridiplantae; Streptophyta; Magnoliopsida; Caryophyllales; Amaranthaceae
Product: expansin-A7-like
Exons: 3
Coding region: 5-937 (310 amino acids)
Biological process (GO): plant-type cell wall organization
Cellular component (GO): extracellular region
Source: RefSeq, a predicted model, not a curated record